UUUGUGGAAUUUACAGCCURUUUCAUGUGUCAAUACGAGAGGAGUGUAAUUACCAGCUGAGAAACUGCAGGAAAUAAGCCAAGACUGAAUGAAUGAAAUGGAAAAUAAAGAGGAGUGCAGAGGACACACACAUUUUAAAACAAUUACGGAGGUAUGUAUUCACAUGCUUGUGAGAGCCUGGGAAUAUAUAAGAGAUCGUGACUGCAAAGGAAUGAAUUCAAGGACCAGUCUAUGGGGAGUAUUUUUUUUCCCUGUGACUUCAAACUUCUCUCGGAGCUCGCAGAGUUUUAGUCAGCUGGCAUGCAAUAGAGGUACGACUUCCCCAAGGAAACUCUUCCUCGACUUGCCCUGGAAAAGCUGCCGGGAGAGUCUGUGAGACAGAAGCUGCAAGCAGAGGUGAAACCUGCUCCUCCUCCUCCUCCAGCCACAGAGCAGAACCAUGAAACUGAACAUCAUCUUCUUGCUGGCAGUGGUGAACACAGGAACCUCUGACUAUCAUCCCACAGAUGGGACAUCCUGUGAAAUGGCAAACUCACAGGCRUUUUGCCACAACAAAGACCUCCACCAAAUCCCUCAUGAGCUCCAUCCGAAUGUAAACAAAAUAGAUCUGUCUGGGAAUCUGAUUCAAAGCAUCCCAGAAAUGCCAUUAUCAUUUUACAGUUCUCUCCAAUAUCUGGAUUUAAGCUCCAACCAGAUAAGCUUCAUCACGUCAGGGGUGUUUGCACACAUGACAAAUUUGCUGGAGAUAAAUUUAGCCAACAAUAACCUAUAUGAGCUUGCUCAGAAUGGGACAGAGGGGAUUGGACUUUUGCCCAAGGUGGAAAUGAUGGACUUGUCCCACAACAAUCUCUACAACGGGAUGGCUGAGUAUUUCAUUAAUCAAGCUCCAACCCUGCGGUACCUCUCCUUGGCAGACAACAGCAUUGUGAUGAUAUCACACAAGAUGUUCCAGGGAUCUCCCAGUCUGGUGGAGAUAGAUCUUCAGAGAAAUAUCAUCAUGGAAAUAGAAGAAGGUGCUUUUGAGACUCUGGUGAAUCUUUCCAAACUCAAUCUCUCCACAAAUUCAAUUACUUGCAUCUCUGAUUUCAACCUCAGGCAGCUGGAGAUUCUUGACCUUAGCAGGAAUAGCAUUGAGACCUUYCGCAUCACAAAGUCAGAUGAUGAAUACAGCUUAAGAUGUUUGGAUCUUAGUGGAAACAAAUUGCUUCACUUCCCAGUCUUCCCUCAGGUAAAUAAGCUGGUAACUCUGAAUUUAUCAAACAAUUUAAUCCAGCUCACUGAUGAAUUCCCUUAUAAUAAAAUGGACUACAUGGGUAGUGAAUGGCUAGGUGCUCCUUUUUAUCUUGUUGAUCAGAAGCAAAGUAAAAACAGAAGUUCUCUUUAUUUAUCCCAGCUUGUAUAUUUAGAUUUAAGUUAUAACGAAAUCAAAUCCAUUCCAGAUGAGUUCUUUGAGUCAAUGUUGUCCCUUCACACCCUUAAUCUAAGCAAGAACUGUCUUCAGGCAUUUGCAGUAAGUUAUGAGAGCACACUGAUGUCCCUAACUGUCCUCGACUUGAGCUACAAUGCUUUGCAGAGCCUUCUCCUCGAUGCUGGUGCUUUGCCAAAUUUGAAGGAGUUUCAUAUCCAAAACAACCAUCUUCAGACCCUGCAAUGUGACACCUUCUCAAGCCUUUCUAGCCUCAGACUGCUUAAUCUGCAGAGCAAUAAUAUCAGCCUUUGCCCCAUGUACUCAGGGUCUAAGCAAAGACUUGCUGGACAGGAGAGUGGCUGUGUGUCAUUUGUCAAUUCUUCUGCUCUCCAGUAUUUGUACCUGGCUGACAACAUGCUGAACAUCCUACCAGCACACACCUUCUACAAGACUCCUCUGGUGGUCUUGGAUCUCUCCAUGAACCCUGGACUGAAAAUAGAACUCAAAGCACUCUCAGGACUGGAAAAGUCUCUGGAAUACUUGCAUUUACAUGGCAAUAGCCUGAUAGAUUUAAAUAUUGACUUGCCUUGUUUUAGACACCUGAAACAUUUAAACCUCUCUGCAAAUCAGCUGAACUGGCUGCCUAAGUGGGGUAGUGACACUCCGCUGGAAGUUCUAGACCUGCGGAACAAUAGGUUCAGUACMUUACAGAACAGCAAUAUUUUAGCUUUAGAAAAUUCACUUAAAAACUUAUAUCUCUCUGGGAACCCACUGAACUGCUGUGGAAACAUCUGGCUUUCAUCAAUGAUCCAGAACAAAAAUGUUCAGAUCCCCAACGUGGAGCACUUAACGUGCCAGUACAUUCAGAACUUYGGGUAUCGGAAAGAAAUGCACGUUGAGAACAUUAGACCAGAAGACUGUGAAAAAGAGGAUCUGAAGAAAAUCAAUGUCCUCAUUAUAUUAACAUUUGUAUUAGUUUUAUCUGUGAUCAUCAUUGGCGUAGGUUCAUUUUUUUGCUUCCGCARGCAAAACUUUAGCCAUCAAUUUAAAGCAUAGRARCACAAAAUGCCUUGAAAACUGAAGAAAUCAGGUGCUACACUGGCACUGUGUAGAAAUGAAGGAUAAAAUUYUCAUCUUUUAUUUUUUACUGUGGAUUUUAAGAUGGUUUUGAAGUGCCCCUAACUGCACCACUGUGGUGGUCUAGGCUGCAGGGGCUGGAAGGAGAGUUUGCUGUGUUUUGCACUUGCUUCAUUCAUGUGAAGAUCUGCUUAAAAGGUUUUACAGUGUUAGAAGAGGCCACUGUAAAGARCUGCUGUUGUUUUGAGUGAUAUGUAAUUUAAAUCAGCUCAAAGGAAAAAGGCCUCCAAAGUCUUGAGACCUGAGACUCCUCUAAGCCCAUAUGAUGACAUCAGCCAAUUAGGAAAUCCCUUCUCAAAAUUAUGUCCCUCCACAAGAUGUUUCGAUUUGGUCUGGGAUUUGCUUUUCCCUAGCUGGUCAGCUCCUAACCCUUCUUAAACUGAAAUCAUACAAAGAUCUACCAGAGUGGGUCAAACCACAGUCUUCACUGGGCUACGCUUUUGAGUUUAAAAACAAACAAAAAAAAACUCCUAGAAAUUACAGUUUGUGUCUAUUGUUCUCCUGGCUAUCAUUUAGAAAAUGCACAGCUGACCAUGGCAACCAAAUACUACGGCGGUAAGAGCCUCUUUGGAUGCCUCCUUUUAUUUUUUAGGGUGUUGUUCCAGUCACUGGGGCAAGACGUGAGAGGUAGAGGAGGUCAAUUAGUCCAGACAUUUAGUACCCAAGUGGGAUGCAAAAGAAAUCUCAGGCAUGAAACAACUGCUGAUAUKUUACCCAGAUCUGCUCAGGUCACAGGUCCACAGUUCCAGUGAAAGAGGAGAAAUUUGCUUCUCAAGUGCAAUACAUAUUUAACUGGGUAUAAUGUGAAGAAAUUAAUCUCUGGGGUGAAUACUUUUUAAAAGAAAAAUCUUGGAGAAUGAAUUUCAACCAGCUAGUAUUGGAAUGAAGUGCUUGCAUUUCUAAGGAAAACUGUGGGAAAUUCACAGCGUACAGCUGCAUUUCGGUGCAAAAGAAUAAUAUAUUUAUUUUUAAAGGUCAUGGAAGGUUAGACUGCAAAGAAGAUACUGUUGUGAAAUGAUACAUAGGGUGCCUAGUUCUGUGCCAUUACUCAGAUCAGAUGUUCAUUGUGUCUCCCUAAAAAGAUAUUAUCAUCUGUAAGAAAAGUUCUGUGGAUCCUCGUUCUAUGAUGGGUUUAACAUGGCUAUCAUGCUACGUUACUAAAAAUUGACACUGRCAUAUAUUAUGUUCUGUACCCUGACAGAAAAUUCACCCUUUUGAAGKUAGGAAAAGCUCUCCAAGAGUGGAAGCCUGACCUGCUAGCGGGGUGCAAUGGCUUCAAAAUAAACUAUGUAAGGUCUUCUGUUAUUGCCAGGCACUGCACAUUAAGGCAUAAGAAAUAGAGGUCAAAACAAAACCUGUUCAGGUAAAUAACUCAGAGUCAAAUUUCUGCUUCCUUUCUUCAAGCUAGUGAAUGUGAAAAUUAACACAYUACAGAAAGAUGUGCAAUUUUAUUUUAAAGCAGCUGUGUAAGACUGGCUGGUGGAUUUCACUGUGGAAUUUCAUACAAUAAAAACAUCUUUGAAUUUUGUAAAUAGCAUAGGGUUGUGAAUACAUUAAAGCACCAGUUUUAAAUGUUCCACAGAAGAAAAGAAAUGCUUUCCUGUUCUCCCAUGGUGUUCAGACUCCACCUUAGACCUUUAYCUUUGGGUCCUGAAGCAGGGACAGCUGAUCCAUAUCUUAGACAAUAACUAGUGGAGAAUAAGGAGGUCURCUGAAGAGGCAGGCAAAAUUUGUAUCAGGCCUUCAGAGAACUUGUGGAUGACCCAYCCCUGGAAGUGUCCAAGGCCAGGCUGGAUGGGUCUUUGARCAACCUUGUCUGGUGGAAGGUGUCCCUGCCCAUGAURAA
This is a messenger RNA of Malurus melanocephalus (red-backed fairy wren), 4391 nucleotides long. RefSeq names its product leucine rich repeat containing 32 (gene LRRC32). Bases 440 to 2464 code for a protein of 674 amino acids. Gene Ontology annotation, molecular function: protein binding. The record is from RefSeq and is a predicted model, not a curated record. The transcript has 3 exons. NCBI's taxonomy places the organism in Eukaryota, Metazoa, Chordata, Aves, Passeriformes, Maluridae.